Molecule: messenger RNA, 1196 nt
Organism: Dicentrarchus labrax (European seabass)
Lineage: Eukaryota; Metazoa; Chordata; Actinopteri; Moronidae
Gene: ssr4
Product: signal sequence receptor, delta
Exons: 6
Coding region: 134-637 (167 amino acids)
Cellular component (GO): endoplasmic reticulum; membrane; endomembrane system
Source: RefSeq, a predicted model, not a curated record
AUGCGCAGAGGCGUAGCAGCGGUGAGCUGAGGUGGACUUCUUCCCUUUGCUCAGUGUGACAGGAGCAGUGUAGUUCAGCAGCAGGACCUCAAGAACGACUCCUAACCUCCCAGAGAACCUGUCAGACGCCACGAUGAUCCGGAUAGCCGCCCUCCUCGCUCUGCUGGUGGUCACCUGCUCGGGAGAGAGCUGCACAGACCCGGCGAUCACUCCGUCGGCCUACACCACCUCCGACGCCGUCAUCUCCUCUGAGUCUGUCUUCAUCGUUGAACUGAGCCUGGCCUGUGCCAACGGAGCACAGAGUGUGACUCUGUAUGCUGAUGUCAAUGGAAGACAGUUCCCUGUGACUAGAGGCCAGGAUGUUGGCAAGUACCAGGUGUCCUGGAGUCUUCCUCACAAACAGGCCAGCUCUGGAACAUAUCAGGUCAAAUUCUUUGAUGAGGAGUCCUACAGUGCUCUGCGCAAGGCCCAGAGAAACAAUGAAGAUGUAAAUGCCAUUGAGCCUCUCUUCUCUGUCAACAUUGACCACAGGGGUGCGUGGAACGGCCCAUGGGUGUCUACUGAGGUGGUGGCUGCACUCAUUGGUAUUCUGUUCUACUACAUGGCCUUCAGUGCUAAGAGCACCAUUCAAGCAUAAACAGAUUCACAAUCACAAUUUAACCACUGGAUCAAAAAAAGACUGAAUUCUGGUGGCACUCGACCAACGAUCCAUCAUCCAGUGUGUUGGCAAGCCAAUAGGAUUUUGCCACAUGGUCUGCAUUGGGACGAGGAGCAAGAGUAGCAGUCUUUGUAUUUCUUUAUUCAGACUGUGUCUGUAUGCUAUCAGUCUUAUCUUAUCAAUUUACAGAUGAAUUUCGUUGCAAGUUUGUCUUGUCAGUAUGGAUGGAAUUUUGUAAUCUUUUGAUAAACCAAACAAUAAACCUGGACCACUUAAAUAAAAAACAAAAAAUACAAAUCAGAUCAUGUAUUGUGUUCAGUCCUGCUUCAAAGAUGUUGCUACAUCCAGAUCGGAUUAUCAUUUUUCCCUCUGUGUGGAUGGUCGGAAUGGGACUUACAGAUGUGCUGAUCCCCAACUGAGAGAAGUCAAGACCUUUGCAUAUGAAAUGUCAAUAAUGUGACCUGCACUGACUGGCCUGAACCGGCCUAGUGUAUUUGUCUCUUCCAGUAAAAUGAAUAAAUGGCUUGUUUUUCUCCAA